This is a messenger RNA of Pochonia chlamydosporia 170, 1221 nucleotides long. RefSeq names its product HNH endonuclease domain-containing protein. The record is from RefSeq and is a predicted model, not a curated record. Lineage: Eukaryota; Fungi; Ascomycota; Sordariomycetes; Hypocreales; Clavicipitaceae. The transcript is spliced from 2 exons. The coding region runs from base 1 to 1221 and encodes 406 amino acids.
AUGUCGGCAGCCAACUCACAACAGGUAUCGACAACGACAAGUUCAGAUUCAGACGGCCCAACGCUCAACUUGAAAACACCCCGCACGCCUUUCAGGUCCAUACGAGAAUCACACCAAACGUUCUUCCUCCAUCCUGGCUACCCUGAAAAGCAUAACAUUCUUCUCAUUCUUCCGGCUCUCGACUCAGGUGGAAUUCACCAUGAAACAGCACGCAUCGCAUGUGCCAUUCUUGCUAAUUCCAGAUGGGACGGCUUUCUAUCGCUAACAAAAGACGGCCCAAAGCUCGAGGAGCCCCGCGAUGCUGUUCUUCCGUCGCGCCGAUAUUACUUUCGUAUAGAAGGAGAUGACCGAUAUCCCGUUGUACCAUCUUUUGACAACUUUCCAUGCCCCCUCGAGCUCCCUGAUUCAUGGUGUGAGGACCUCGCUCCGAUUGAACAGAGCAGUGUGGACGAUGUGGGCAAACGGGACCAGAUUUGUCGAGUAACUGGCUCUUCACUGCCAAACGAAAACGCGCACAUUAUUCCCCAGGCCCAGAGUGAAUGGUGGCAACGAAAUAGUAUGUUUGCGUACACCGUAAAUGCGGAUCAAGGUUUCGACACGAAGUGUGCCGACAAUACAAUCCUUGUCCGACGCGACACACAUAAGAUGUGGGAUGAUCAUCGAUUCGCUAUCGUGCCUAAGGCAGGGAAAUGGGUUGCUCAUGUCCUUUGGAACAGCCCAACGGUGGAAUUAGAAGAAUAUUACCACAACCUCGAGCUUCAACCACUUCGCGGUGUAUCGAGAUACUUCCUCCUCUGCCGAUUUGCUCUUGCUAUCCUGUCUAAGAGCGCUUUUCUUAGUCAAGGUGUCCCGCGUCGAUUAAUAACCAUAGUAGAGUCAGGGUCUACCCGCGUCCGUUCCAUGUCGGCAGACGAGUACCGUGGCAUGUUCAAUACAAGUCGCGCGAACAGCCGAAGCCAAAGCCCGAAGAAGCGACAACGAUCGACACAGAAUGAGAAAGAAGGGGAUGAACAUAUCGAGCAUCCAUACACAGAGACACUCUUCGAGAUGGGAAGCGACCUAGACGAACCUGAGCGGGGUAGACCUCGAAAAAGGAGGUGCUCAUGGGAUGACGAUUCAGUUAGAAUCGGGAUGAGCGAGACUUCCAAACGGUGGCAAUCAUCCAGUAACCACGACUAUUUGGAGACGCCACCACGAUCUACAAGCCCAAUAAGAACUUGA